Parastagonospora nodorum SN15 is the source of this 1347-nucleotide messenger RNA. RefSeq lists its product as hypothetical. The coding region runs from base 1 to 1347 and encodes 448 amino acids. The record is from RefSeq and is a predicted model, not a curated record. The transcript has a single exon. Lineage: Eukaryota; Fungi; Ascomycota; Dothideomycetes; Pleosporales; Phaeosphaeriaceae.
AUGCCGACCUACCGGAGCAUCAACAUCGCGCUGCACUCGCAAUUCGACGUCGAGACCUUACCAGAGUACUUCCCUCUACCACAGAAGAAUUACCCCGACACGCACAGAGUUCCAAAGCUCAUCGACGAGACAACCUCCACAUGUAGUGUCUACAUUCCCGUCUUGCCCGGCAGCCUCUUCUGGAUAGGCUACUCCGUCUCACCGCCCGUACCCGUUGGCCAAUACUUCCUCUUCAAGCUCUACAUUAAUGGCGCGCACAUUGUGAGCUGGUCUACUGGUGAAGAGGAGGAAUGGAAGGGAAAGACUAUGUUUGGGUUGUAUGAGCGGCCAGAAGAUGAGGAUGGUAGGCAGAGGCUGGAGAAGAGGGCUUUGAGGUUCACAGCGAUGAAGGACAAGAAGAAGUGGGACGAUGUGGAGGAUGUGUUUGAUGAGAAGAUGUGUCUUGAGAUCCGAGUGCUUCGGGCGCAUGGAAGGAAGAGGAUUGAGAGGGAGGUGGAGUCUUACGAGAAGACGGAACAUGCGGGAAAGGGAAAGGGCAUCGGCCUCAUCAACGCCGGGCGCGCCAGCUCAGAGCAGCCGAAGCGGUUCUAUAAGUUCGCACUUACGGAUCCCAUCGAUCAGCCGUUUGCUACGUUCAAGUACUUCUACCGCACAUGGGAACAGCUGCACCAUCUGGGCCUGCUGGCCGAGGAUGCAUUGGAUGAGAACGACAUGCCCAUUAUUGAGCCAUACGAUGCCGAUGGCAGCCAGCGUUCUCUUUCAACGGCGAGAAAUGUCAGCCGUGCUUCGACCCGCGGUGAUGACAUCUUCUUCGAGUGCGGCGAUAGCGCUGCUGCUACAGAAGGCCAAGCUGCGUCGUCAGUUUCGGGGCCAGCACAAUGUGUGAGCGGUUCCCUAGAGCAACCGCGCGCCUACAUUCCACGUGGUGCACCCAGCGAGAAAGCGUCAGAAGAGACGUUGAGGACAGGCCGGCAGUCACGACAGCGUCACAGCGGGGGCGUAGGCACUGCACCACAGUCCUACCGCCUCUCCAUGCCACCAUCUAUCAAGCUCGUCCCAACUCAGCAGAGCAAUAAAGUCCUGCCCACGAUUCCAAAGAAGGAUGAUGCUAGGUCAUCUACGGCUUAUAGUCCACACCCAGCAUAUCCGGUAGACGAGUGGAGGCUGCGCACCCCCAGUCCAGUCAAGUCUGUUCGUGAGGGAAUCUCAACACCGCCGAUGGCUAAGUCACGAGCCUCCUCUUUGUUCAGCGCAUUCACUUCUUCAUGGAAGCGUCGUCGUUCCCCAAGCGCAGGGGGUCAGGCGAAGUCAAACAACGUCGGUGGUAGUCGGAGUGUUUCCCAUUGA